UCGACGUAGACAAGUGUCGAUUAUGUUUGAAAAAAAAAACAAUAAAUUAGUCAUUACGGUUUGUUUUGAAUGAACGACUUGUAUCUUAUCGUAGCGAGCGUUAAAAAUUUCCAUAUUUUUGUGGAUAGCGAUUAAAAAAAAGCCACGUUAAAUUUUCAAUAACUGAUAAUGACUUUGGUAGUCUAUUAGUAGUUUGGGUAAAGACGAACAGAGUUGUGAGCUAUUGUCUAAUCAACCGUCCAACCUGAACGACCAUUUUUUAUAAAAAUUUAUAUAUUUUUUCAUUUUUAUUUUCAUAAAUAAUUUCUCGAAAAUGGAGAGACCCAGCUUUGUCGAUCUUUCUACUGGGAGGACAUCAAACUACACACGUGUUGUACAAUGGAGAUGGUUUCGUCAAACAAUUGCAGCAAUAGUUGUAACUUUAUUGAUACUUGGUGUAUGGAUAUUUUGGCCUUCAUCAUCUCCUCAACCACCUGUAACACCUGUCCCAAGAAAAUACGAACUCUGCAAAUCACUUUCUUGCAUUGAAACAGCUCAAAUAAUGCUGAAUAAUAUGGACAAAAGUGUAAAUCCAUGUGAUAAUUUUUACCAAUUUGCAUGUGGUAAAUUCAAGGAUAACAAUGCAAUUCCUCAUGGUGAAAUUAACACUGACAUUUACCAUAUUUACAAGGAUAAAAUACGUCAACAAUAUCAAUCUAUUCUCGAAAAAAAUGAGACUGAUUCUGAUUCAAAAGCCUCAAAAAUUGCAAAAAGUCUUUAUAAAAAAUGUGUGUCUAAUUCAAAAAGAUUACCAAAAGAUACUCUCGAAAAAUUAACAAACCUAACUGCUGAACAAAAAAAUUUAAUUAAAAAAACAUUACAAAAUAAUUUAGAAUACAUGAAAGAAAAAAAUUGUGUUGAUUUGGUUGAAGUUUCACAUCCAAUGGCAUUGAGCGCUUUGUAUUAUCAAACAUACAAUAAAUCUAAAUUAUGGAAUUUAGCAAACACCAUGACAAUUAACAUAAGAGAUACCUUCAUCAAUAAAACGCUAGAUAAAAUUAAUUGGUCAAAAAAUACAAUGUAUCCAGCAAAAAUGGCAAUUUCUUCUAAAUUAUUAACAAUACCAAAAAUCACAGAAUUUCCAAAGUCUUUAUUUAAUGCCUCAAUAGUCGAUGGACCAUAUUCUUCUGUAGCAAAUAUUCCAAAUGAUUACUUAGGACAUAUAAAUUUAAUUAACAUGAAUCAAGUCACACCAAUGUUCGAAACUGGUAUAGGCACAUUGUCCGAAAUUUCAUCAGAAAUCAUUGGUAUUUCUGGACUUUUUACUGGUGAUAAAAAAAUUGAAGUAAUACCUGGUGGAAUUUUGCAAGGAAUUUUUUUUGGUCUUGAUCGACCUGAACACUUAAAUUAUGGAGCAUUUGGAUCAGUUAUGGCUUUGAGAAUGACUCAAGUACUAACAGAUCAAGAAGCAAUUGCUUAUCAGUUAGCUGAUCACUACACUUUUGAUCGUUCAUGUUUUGCAAAACAGUAUGGAAAAUAUGAAAUUAAAAACAAAAAAAAGAAUGAUGAAAAUGCAUUUGUAAGAUCAAAUUAUAUUCAUAAUUUGGGUAUUUGGCUAAUUCGUGAAGUUUACCAAGAAUGGAAAAAAAAUAAUAAGAAUAAAAAUAUCAAGUCUGUUGUUGGUCUUGAAGAAUACACUCAAGAUCAACAAUUUUGGUUGAGUUAUGCAAAUACAAUGUGUUCAAAAAAUGACAAUUUAAAUGAGUAUCGUGUCAUUGGAUCACUCUCAAAUCUUCCAGAAUUUUUAACAGAUUUUCAAUGCAAAAAUAACACUAAAAUGUAUAUCAAUAAUAAAUGCAAAUUAUUUGCUUAA
Aphidius gifuensis is the source of this 1852-nucleotide messenger RNA. RefSeq names its product neprilysin-3-like. Gene Ontology annotation, molecular function: metalloendopeptidase activity. NCBI's taxonomy places the organism in Eukaryota, Metazoa, Arthropoda, Insecta, Hymenoptera, Braconidae. The coding region runs from base 314 to 1852 and encodes 512 amino acids. The transcript is spliced from 6 exons. The record is from RefSeq and is a predicted model, not a curated record. Gene Ontology annotation, cellular component: plasma membrane. Gene Ontology annotation, biological process: protein processing.